Molecule: messenger RNA, 1674 nt
Organism: Babesia ovata
Lineage: Eukaryota; Apicomplexa; Aconoidasida; Piroplasmida; Babesiidae
Product: chaperonin
Exons: 1
Coding region: 1-1674 (557 amino acids)
Biological process (GO): protein refolding
Molecular function (GO): ATP-dependent protein folding chaperone; ATP binding
Source: RefSeq, a predicted model, not a curated record
AUGGUGAACCGAGCUCAGUUGGCACGCAGCGUGUUUCACGCACAGCGUCGCUUUUUUGCGAAAGAAGUGAAGCACUCGGUCGAGUGUCGUCAGGGCCUUCUCAGCGGUGUGAACCGUCUCGUAGACGCCGUGUCUGUGACUCUGGGUCCCAAGGGACGCAACGUUGUCAUUGCACAGCCAUACGGAGCGCCGAAGAUCACGAAAGACGGUGUCACUGUCGCCAAAGCCAUUGAGUUUUCUGACAAGUUGGAGAAUCUUGGCGCCCAGCUGGUGCGCCAAGUGUCUUCUAACACCAACGACAAGGCCGGUGAUGGUACGACUACGGCUGCGGUGUUGGCUCGCGCCAUCUUCCAGCGAGGAUGCCGUGCCGUAGAUGCCGGUUUGAACCCCAUGGACUUGCUUCGCGGUAUCAACAUGGCCGUAGAGUGCGUUGUGAAGUACCUCGAUUCCAUUAAGAAGGAGGUGACCACCAGCGACGAGAUCCUCAAUGUGGCCACCAUUUCGGCAAACGGAGACCGCGUUGUCGGCCAGCUUAUCACCGACGCCAUGGAGAAGGUCGGCAAGGAGGGCACCAUCACGGUGGUCGAGGGCAAGACUCUGCAGCACGAGCUUGAGGUAGUCGAGGGAAUGAAGUGGGACAAGGGUUACAUCUCUCCCCACUUCGUGACUAGUGUGAAGGACAUGAAGGUCGAAUUCGACAACCCGUACAUUUUCCUCAGCAACGAGAAGAUUUCCAAUGUAAAGCAGAUCCUGCCCGUGCUCGAGCAUGUGCUGCAGCAGCAGGCGCCCCUGCUGAUUGUCUCCGAGGACGUCGACGGCGAGGCUUUGGCUGUUCUGAUUGUGAACAAGCUCCGCUUGGGGCUCAAGGUUUGCGCUGUUAAGCCCCCGGGUUUCGGUGAGCAUCGUAAGGCCACCAUGGAGGACCUUGCUGCUGUGACCGGUGCCGUAUUGGCUGGUGAGAACAACUUCACGGUGGACGGUGACCUGGUUUCCACCCUAGGCCGUGCAAAGAGCGCCACUGUGACCCGUGAACACACGAUAUUGGUAGAAGGCCUUGGGCAGAAGAAGGAUGUAGAGGAGCGUUGUGAUGGUAUCCGUGCGAUGCUCAAGGUGUGCGACUCUACCUACGAGUCCGACAAGUUGAAGGAGCGGUUGGCACGUUUGACUGGCGGUGUUGCUAUUAUCCGUGUGGGUGGAGCGAGCGAAGUGGAGGUCGGCGAAACCCGCGACCGUGUUGACGACGCUCUGUGCGCCACCAAGGCAGCAGUUGAAGGAGGCAUUGUUCCUGGAGGUGGUAGCGCGCUGCUCCACGGCUCCAAACGGUUGGCCGAUUUGCAGACCAAGAACUACGACCAGAAGGUUGGCGUGGACAUCGUUCGUGAGGCUGUCCAGGCGCCCGUUAAACAGAUUGCGCAGAACGCCGGAUUCGAGGGUUCUGUGGUGGCCGAGCGUUUGCUUCAGUCGGAUGAUGUGACCCAUGGCUUUAACGCUCAGAUGGGCGAAUACUGCGACCUUGUGGCCUCUGGCAUUAUCGACCCUACGAAGGUUGUGAGAACCGCCCUGACUGACGCCGCGUCCGUGGCUUCGCUGAUGACUACCUCUGAGGUCGCCAUAUUCGAUGCCCGCAAAGACAAGGAGGCAAACGACGAGGGCAUGCAGCAGCCCAUGUACUAG